Messenger RNA from Helicoverpa zea (corn earworm), 977 nucleotides. Its product is annotated as keratin-associated protein 19-2-like. NCBI's taxonomy places the organism in Eukaryota, Metazoa, Arthropoda, Insecta, Lepidoptera, Noctuidae. The transcript is spliced from 4 exons. The record is from RefSeq and is a predicted model, not a curated record. Bases 142 to 876 code for a protein of 244 amino acids.
UUACAACCGCAUUAAUUAGACUGACGAUCUAUCAUUGUAUAAGACAAAAACCCUCACACACUAGUGAGAAUAUAAAUGCUGAGAUCAACAGAUCAUGAUCAUUGUUAAACAGAUCACAGUGUAGUGUGGACCGCAGUGAUCAUGAAUAUCUUGAAUAUAAUUUUGCUGUCAUGUUCUUUGGCCGUGACCGUCGCUCAAAAAGUGGGGGACACAAGCAAUGACAUCAUUGAUGGUCAGAGACGGAGUACCGGUGGGUACGGACUGCUGAGGCCCGGGUACUCGUCCGGGUAUAACCCGGGUGGGUACGGGGGCUACAACAAUGGCUACGGAGGUGCUACAGGGGGUUACGGAGGUGGACUAGGGAGUUACGGCGGUGGGAUUGGCGGCUACGGAGGUGGUUUAGGGGGUUAUGGAGGUAGCCCUGGCUACGGAGGAGGAUAUGGGGGCAAUCAAGGCUUUGGUGCACCUGGAUUUGGAUCGUAUCCAGGACAGGGAGGAUAUCCUGGCGGAAUUGGAGGUUCAGGCGGCUACGGUGCAGGCGGCGGUUACCCGGGCGGCUACGGCGGCUUCGGACAAGGAUAUCCGGGAUACGGCGGCAGUGGUUACCGCCCAAACAGGCCGGGAUUUGACUACAACUCUCGUCCCGGUUACCCAGGCUACUCUGGCAGCAACACAGGCUACCAAGGCGGCUACCAAGGUGGUUACCAGGCCAGCUACAGACCCGGUUACAGCAACCAAUACAGGCCUGGCUUAGACCGGCCUUAUUCGGCCACGGCUGGAAACUACUUUGGAGGUUACGGCGAUGGCUACAGUGAGAACUUUAGGUUCUUAGGCAGAAAAGUUGGCGAAAUCAAGGAGAAUGAUGAGAAGUCGUAGUUGAUUAGUUAAGGUUUUAGAAGUAGUAAUGUAAUGUAGUAUUUAAGAUCUGAUUUAUAUUGUUGCACUGAUUGUCUAUUAAUAAAAAUAUUUAUAGUUGA